AUGCAGAAACUAACAGAAUCAAGAAAUGACAUUUUGCUUGUUUCCUCUGAUGUGUAUGUGAAUUGCUAUUUCCCUGCACACCUUGUUGCUGUUGAACUGCCCUGCCUGAAACCUGAGCUUGUCAGAAAGAGUACCUUGCAAAGACUGAGCCUGCAUCAAGUAUUUCCUGAAAUCCAAUAUUUUCCUUAUCACCCAAGUAGCAUUUACUGCGAUAUCACAAGUUUCAACAGUGUCAUCCUUCAUAUAGUAUUCAAGUACCCAUUUUAUCCACAAGCAAUCUUUCUUGCAAUUGAUAGCCCAGAUAUUGGAGUAUUUAAAAGAGAAUUUGGAGAAAAUGCCAAGGUCUGGGAUCGUGAAAAGGUAGUUGUCAUACCUGACCACUACAUUUUCACAGCUGAUGAACGAGCAAACCGUAAUGUGGAUACUUUGAGGGACUUCUGCAUUGAGCAAAAUAUUAAGCACUUUUAUGACAUUAAGGACCUUGGAAACUUCCAGGCUAAUCCAGAUUACAAAGGAGUGUGCCACAUUGCUCUUGCCCAAGAAGGUCACUGCAGGCCUGGAGAGGUUCUGGUAGGUACGGACUCACAUACAUGUACUGCGGGAGCAUUCGGGCAAUUUGCAUCUGGAAUUGGCAACACUGAUGCAGGUUUUGUGCUGGGUACAGGAAAGAUUUUACUCAAGGUUCCUCAAACUAUCAGAUUUGUGUUGGAUGGUGAAAUUCCCAAUUACAUUCUAGCUAAGGAUUUGAUUUUGCAAGUUAUUGGUGAAAUUUCUAUGGCUGGUGCAACAUACAAAACAAUGGAGUUUGUUGGUACUGCUGUUGAAAGUUCAACAAUAGAAGACAGAAUGACGUUAUGCAAUAUGGUUAUUGAAGCUGGUGGAAAGAAUGGUGUUAUUCCAGCUGAUAAAACAACAUAUGACUACCUUAAGGACAAGACUACUGCGCAUUAUGAACCUGUUUACAGUGAUGACCAAGCCAGAUUUCUUGUGGAAUACCAUUUUGACACCUCAAAGUUGGAGCCCUUAGUAGCAAAGCCUCAUUCUCCUGAUAAUCGUGCUUUGGCAAGAGAAUGCAAAGAUGUUAAGAUUGACAGAGUAUAUAUUGGAUCUUGUACCGGUGGAAAAACAGAGGACUUCAUGGCUGCUGCCAAAGUUCUUCUAGCAUCUGGAAAAAAGGUCAAAGUUCCAACAUUCCUUGUCCCUGCUACUCAGAAGGUCUGGAUGGAUUUAUAUACUCUCUCUGUCCCAAAAUCCGGUGGCAAAACUUGUUCACAGAUUUUCGAGGAUGCUGGCUGCGAUACACCAGCAAGUCCUAGUUGUGGUGCUUGCAUGGGUGGUCCCAGAGACACUCAUGCUCGGUUGAAUGAACCUCAGGUCUGUGUCUCGACCACAAACAGAAACUUCCCGGGACGAAUGGGACAUAAGGAAGGUCAAAUUUAUCUUGCAUCUCCAUAUACAGCUGCAGCAUCAGCAUUAACUGGUCAUGUUACUGAUCCGCGAGAGUUUCUGCAGUAACAUGCUUGAUUAUUAAUCUUAAAACGCGCUUAAGCUUGAACGUUUUGUAUGUUGUUCACUUGUUUGUAUACCUGUGAAUUUUGUGUUCCAAUGCAGUAAGAUUGACAAAAUACAGGUUUCUCUAGUUCUCUUAGCUGUAGUUACAUUUACGUACUCGUGGAAAGUGAAAAGACGUGCUGAAUUUUGUGAAUCGCUUCAUCUAUAAGAUUAAUGCCUCAAUAUAACUUCUCUAA
Messenger RNA from Lycium barbarum (goji berry), 1748 nucleotides. Its product is annotated as 3-isopropylmalate dehydratase large subunit, chloroplastic-like. The coding region runs from base 1 to 1515 and encodes 504 amino acids. Gene Ontology annotation, molecular function: 3-isopropylmalate dehydratase activity. Lineage: Eukaryota; Viridiplantae; Streptophyta; Magnoliopsida; Solanales; Solanaceae. The transcript is spliced from 15 exons. The record is from RefSeq and is a predicted model, not a curated record.